GUUAAAGUACAGUUGCUUCUUGUGCGGCGGAACAUGGACAUUACUUUAGAAAUAUUCAUGUAGUAUUCGCUGUAGAAAGGAUAUUUUACGAUGUCUGACAGCAGUGUGCAAGAGGCUGAGGAUGGAGCUGUCUUGAUGUUCUGACUCCAGAGGGUCUGAAAAUAUUAAACAUGCUGUCUAGACAUGCUGCUGCCUGCCGCUCCCUGAAGUGGACAUUACCUCACUGGAAAGACAUUCUUAACAAAACGUAUAGCCCAUCAAAGCCAGGGCGAUGGUUCGUGGGAACUGUGGCUCAAAGAGGGGCUCAUAGAUGGACUACAGCGCCAUCAUCAAGGAUACAGCAGAAGCCAGUGUUCAAAAGAGCCCCGGCAUUUGGAGAUAAGCUCGCGAUCAUCGAUAGCAGCGGCGGCCACAGCUACAAGCAGCUGUAUAGCAGCAGCCUGAUUCUUGCAGGUAGAAUCAACUCUGCCCUCAACUCUGACUUUGGGGGUCUGGAAGGGAAACGAAUAUCCUUCCUGUGUGCUAAUGAUGCUUCCUAUACAGUGGCACAGUGGGCUGCUUGGAUGAGUGGCGGGACGGCAGUGCCACUCUACCCAAAACACCCUGAAUCUGAGCUGGAGUAUGUCAUCUCUGACUCCCAGAGUUCACUGCUGGUGGCAGGGCAUCCCUACGCUGAAACGCUUGAGCCACUGGCACAGAGGCUUGGGCUGCCAUGUCUGACACUGCCCUCCACUUCAAACCUUGGCACUUCAGAAGGGGUGCACGGCCAAGAGGAGGAGACGGGAGACAUCACAGACUGGGCUGAUCGGCCAGCUAUGAUCAUCUACACCAGUGGUACCACAGGGAGACCCAAGGGAGUUCUACAUACACACAGAAGCAUCCACGCCAUGGUCCAGUGUCUGCUUUUAGAGUGGGCGUGGUCCAGAGACGACGUCAUCCUCCACACCUUGCCGCUCCACCAUGUGCACGGCAUCGUGAACAAGCUGCUGUGCCCACUCUGGGUGGGCGCCACCUGCGUCAUGCUGCCUGAAUUCCAGCCUCAGAAGGUGUGGGAGAGGUUGUUAAGCUCCAAGGCUCCCCUGGUUAAUGUGUUCAUGGCCGUGCCGACCAUCUACUCCAAGCUGAUCCAGUACUAUGAUCAACACUUCACACAGCCUCACGUCAAGGACUUUGUCAAAGCAGUCUGCAAAGAGAGGAUCAGGCUAAUGGUUUCGGGCUCGGCUGCUCUCCCUCUUCCGACUCUGCAGCGCUGGGAGGAGAUUACAGGACACACUCUGCUGGAACGCUACGGCAUGACAGAGAUCGGCAUGGCACUGUCCAACCCUCUCAGGGGCUCACGCAUCCCAGGGGCCGUAGGAUUGCCACUUCCCAGUGUCGAAGUCCGGAUCGUCAUGAAUAACACAACAAACACCAACAUUGUGGAGAGCAAUCACCGUGAGACUCGGGUACGUCCAGGUCUGGAGGAGAAAGAAGGGGAGCUCAUAGUUCGAGGUCCCUCUGUCUUCAAGGAGUACUGGAACAAACCUCAAGAGACCAAAGAGUCUUUCACUGAUGACGGCUGGUUCAAAACAGGAGAUACUGCUGUCUACAAAGACGGUGUGUUUUGGAUCAGGGGCCGCAGCAGUGUUGACAUAAUAAAGAGCGGUGGCUACAAGAUCAGUGCACUCGAGGUGGAGCGUCACCUCCUGGCUCAUCCUGACAUCAUAGAUGUGGCUGUAAUUGGGGCCCCAGAUGCCACCUGGGGUCAGAAAGUCACUGCAGUGGUGCAGCUGAAGAGUGGGCAGAGUAUGAGCCUGCCAGAGUUGAAGACGUGGGCAAGGGAGCACAUGGCACCCUACAACAUCCCCACAGGCCUGCUGCUGGUGGAGGAGCUGCCACGGAAUCAGAUGGGCAAGGUCAACAAGAAGGACCUGCUGCGACACUUCUUCCCAUGACCGGAUCUCCUCCAUAUGUACGUCAACAUCGAUGUUCCUGGUGAAAAAGUGCAGAUGCACACGGCUGUCCUAAGAGCAGACAAGUGUACAGAGGAGAAACAGUGUCAUGGAAAAAACACCCCAUGGAAAAUAUGUUAACAUCUGAGGUAACUUAAUCACUGCUACAAAGGCACAUCUAUUACAUUGAAUGACACGUGUGUUUAGCGAUGUUUAUCAGUGACUGUGCAAGAGAGGUCUGGAAGCCAUCCCCUUGAUAUGUGAUGUAUUGAAGCAAUAUGAAACUCCACCGAGAGCACACAACAUGUGUGUCCAGAUUGCAACUAGUCAAAAUGAUCUGAAGUGGCAUCAACAAUAGAUUCAAAUUUAAACUAAUCAAAAUCGAUGUGACAGACAUAUGAUAUCUAAAACCUUGUCAAGUACUGAGAAUUGUGAUGCAACCUAAAAGGCUCCUCUUUUGUAGGGUUUGAGAUUGUGGUGGCUCUAAGGAGGUUGAGUACGUAGUACGUUCACACUGGAGACGUAACACAAGUAAGUGCUCAGAACAGUUAUUAUGCAGACCUAAUGGACAUGUUGUCCCACAAUGCAAUGGACAAAUGACAUGCAGAUGGCAGUGAGACAGUUCUUGGAAAACAAAGUCAUAAGCAUAAAAGCUUUGGAAAAACC
Molecule: messenger RNA, 2597 nt
Organism: Pseudoliparis swirei
Lineage: Eukaryota; Metazoa; Chordata; Actinopteri; Perciformes; Liparidae
Gene: acsf3
Product: acyl-CoA synthetase family member 3
Exons: 10
Coding region: 171-1934 (587 amino acids)
Biological process (GO): fatty acid metabolic process
Molecular function (GO): medium-chain fatty acid-CoA ligase activity
Source: RefSeq, a predicted model, not a curated record